This is a messenger RNA of Effrenium voratum, 1827 nucleotides long. The record is from the annotation of a GenBank genome assembly. NCBI's taxonomy places the organism in Eukaryota, Dinophyceae, Suessiales, Symbiodiniaceae.
AUGCAAAGCAGCAGCAGGCAGAUGCUCAAGUGCGCAGCAUCUGCAGCAUCACCUUUCGCCGCGAGGCGCACACUUUGGACGACUUGGACCUGGCCGACCUCAUCUCCGAGCUCUGGCGCCUCUCCGUGGUGGACGGCGCAGUCUCAGACGCGGGGAGGAGCCAAAUCUCUGUGGAGGAGAGUACAUGGCCUCCUUGGCGCUGGAGCAGCAGAUGCAGAUGGAGGCCGAGUUCCAGGAGAGCUGGAGGACAAAGAGCCACCGGAGAUGGAGCUGGGCGCCGCGGUGGCUUCGGUGCGGGAGGCCGGGGGCGAGAUGAACUGGGUACUGCUGGGCAUGAAAAAACCUGCUGACAAGGAGGCAACAGGAAGGGAAACGAAAGCCGCAGAGGAAAAGAAGGCAAAGGAGGCAGAAGACGCAAAAGCCAAGAAGGCGGAGGAGGAGAAGAAGGCAAAGGAGGCAGAAGACGCAAAAGCCAAGAAGGCGGAGGAGGAGAAAAAGGCAAAGGAGGCAGAAGACGCAAAAGCCAAGAAGGCGGAGGAGGACAAGAAGGCAAAGGAUGCAGCGGACGCAGAAGCUAAGAAGGCGGAGGAGGAGAAGAAGGCAAAAGAUGCAGCGGCUGCAGAAGCCAAUAAGGCGGAGGAGGAGAAGGCAAUCUUGGCAGCAGCGGCACUAGCAAAGAAGGCGGAGGAGGAGAGGAAGGCAAAGGAGGCAGAAGACGCAAAAGCCAAGAAGGCGCAGGAGGAGACAAAGGCGAUGGAGGCAGAAGACGCAAAAGCCAAGAAGGCGGAGGAGGAGAAGAAGGCAAAGGAGGCAGACGAUGCAGAAGCCAAGAAGGCGGAGGAGGAGAAGAAGGCAAAGGAUGCAGCGGACGCAGAAGCCAAGAAGGCGGAGGAGGAGAAGAAGGCAAAGGAUGCAGCGGACGCAAAAGCCAAGAAGGCGGAGGAGGAGAAAAAGGCAAAAGAUGCAGCGGAUGCAGAAGCCAAUAAGGCGGAGGAGGAGAAGGCAAUCUUGGCAGCAGCGGCACUAGCAAAGAAGGCGGAGGAGGAGAGGAAGGCAAAGGAGGCAGAAGACGCAAAAGCCAAGAAGACGCAGGAGGAGAAAAAGGCAAAGGAUGCAGCGGACGCAGAAGCCAAGAAGGUGGAGGAGGAGAAGAAGGCAAUCGCAGCAGCGGCAAUAGCAAAAGCAGCGGAGGAGAAGGCAAAGGAGGGAACGGCGACAGAAACCAAGAAGGCUGGGGCAGAGAAAAUGACAAUGCAGGCAGUGGCCGCAGAAGCCAAGAAGGCGGAGGAGGAGAAGAAGACAAAGGCGGCAACGAGCGCAGAAGCCAAGAAGGCAGAGCAGCAAAAGAAGGCCAGAUCUUCUGUGGCAUCCAGUCACAGCUUGUCCUCAAGACCAGCUCGAGAUGCCUCUGGCAAAGAUCUCACAGGCCAGGACGAGCCACGGCUGACCGGGAAGCUGAAGCUGAAGACUGGCUGGGGCUGGUGGUGGGCGCGCAGGCAUGUGGAGCUUAAAUGCGGCAAACUGCAGUGGUGGCGCAAGGAGCCGCAGGGCCCGCCUGACGUGGAGUUGCGCCUCAGCGACGGCGUCACUCGCUGGGUUCUGACGCGCCACGAGGGCAACAUUAUGGAGCUCAUGUCGGAGAACCACAGCAACGCUGUCAAGGACGGCGAGCGAGUCCUGCUUCGGGCCUCCAGCGAGGGCGAAGCGCAGCAGUGGGCGCAGGCCCUACAGGAGCAGAUUCAGUACGUGGAGAUGCUCUUAGCCUGGCCCAUGCCCAUGGAUGGCCGGCAGGGCGACAUCAGGUUCUACGGCGUGGAGUAUCCCUGA